Batrachochytrium dendrobatidis JAM81 is the source of this 4908-nucleotide messenger RNA. RefSeq lists its product as uncharacterized. Gene Ontology annotation, biological process: chromatin organization. Bases 1 to 4908 code for a protein of 1635 amino acids. The transcript is spliced from 23 exons. Gene Ontology annotation, cellular component: nucleus; HIR complex. Gene Ontology annotation, molecular function: nucleosome binding; protein binding. The record is from RefSeq and is a predicted model, not a curated record. Lineage: Eukaryota; Fungi; Chytridiomycota; Chytridiomycetes; Rhizophydiales.
AUGUUUACUACGCUAAACUCUAACCCAAAAAGCAUUGCAAAAGAUGUACUUAUUUCAAAAGAACUUCAGAUAGAAGCUGCUUUAACUCAAUACUUACAAGGACUGGAAUUUCAGAGAAAGCUGGAUCUGGCUGCUGCAUGCAGUGUGUAUGAAUCACUUUUGCGAUUGCCAAUCAUACAGGAUUCAUUGACUCUUGUAACUGAUAUUCAAGGAUCUCCAAUUCAUGCACUACAGUUUUCUGUUCACAAAAACUAUGCGUUUGUUCUUAUAAAAUUGGGUCAGGUAUCGCAUCUGGAUGAUAGAGCAGCUUCACAUUUGCGCCAGGCUCUCGAUAUCGAUACAUCAGAUUUUGAAUGCAAUUUUGCACUCGCCACGAUUUCCCAUAAACUAUCCGACUUUGAAGUUGUAUAUUCUUGCCUUCAACGCUGCAUUACCCACGCAUCCACAGUUACGCAAAAACUGUUUUCUCUUUCUAUGCUAGCAGAGAUUCUCUUUGAUCUUGCAGAGCAUAGAGAAUGUGAAAGUGUCAUUUUCCAGCUUUUAAAGAUUGAUCCCAAAAAUUCGAAUGCUCGUAUGAUUUACGAUGCAAUCCUGCUUGAAAAACUAGAAUGUUCUUCUUUAAUUAGUCGGCUAGACUCUGUAUCAGAUUUGGAUGCUCUUUUCAAACUAAAUUUAGCUCGAUCAAAGUCGGACUUUAAAAGGCAUAUUCGAAAUAGACCUAUCUCCUCAGGUCGUUUCGAUGUCAAACAAACCUCUGGUGUGUUAGUUUUUCGUUCAGAUAUUUUGUGGCAUGAAUUCGGAUCAGCUUUUUUAGGGAUACUGUUACGCUAUAUAGGCGAUUCGGAAUCACCAGAAUUGAAGGAUGAUGUUUGUUUGGAAAAUUUUGACUUUUCCGCACCACUUACAUUAUCUUGCAAGAUCGGACUUGCAAGUAAUGUUUUGGUCAUGGACGAAAAAACGGAAAAAGUUUUGGAAAAUGCUUUGCGUGAGCCAGGUAUUGAUGAAAUAAAUAAUACCGCUACCACAGGCUGUACUUCAACAAAACGAUUAUAUCAGGAAAACACUCGCACUUCAGGACGUGUUCGUCAAAAGGUUGCUGAGGAAACCAUUAGCGCAAAAGGUCUUCGAUUAUGUGAUCUAGAUUCGUUUAUAAAACUUCUUCCAAAGGGCGUACGACUUGAUACGGAAACGUGUUUGAUAGACAAUGAUCUUAAAACCCAGUUUAGUGUUAUACUUCCCACCAUCAAACAAAGACUUUUUCAGUCCUGUCUUUCUAUGGGCAAGAAAAAGGCUGAAAACAUCUCGGAGCCAGUUUUGCCUUCACUUUUAUCCGUUUUAGCUUCAACAAUGGAUGAUUCUGUUCCAGAGUCAUCAACACAGUUUUCUAAUCCAAAUUUGGUACCACACUUUAUUGCGUCACUUGAUAGCAGCAUGACAAUUCAAUCCAUUGUUUCAAGAUACAUUAUCGAUUCGGUAAUGGGACUGCAUACUGUGGAGCAAUCAUUUAUAAAGGAUGAUGCGUGGUCAUUGGAAUUUUCAACUCUUAUCAUCAAGAUGCUGAUAACUCUUGAGCGAUUAGGGUUUUCAACUUGCGAUUUGAUUAGAUUCAGAGAGAAUCUAGCAAAUAACGCGACAGAAUCUUUGCUUUUUUAUAUUCUAUUGGCAGAAGCACUGGUGGAUUCGUUUGAAACGAAUCUGGUGUUAUUGUCCAGCAACUCUUUUACAAAGGGCUUUUUUGGAAUGGAUAAUUCUCUUUUGGAAACAACUCUUUCUGGAAUUUUUUCUCGUUUAAUUGGAGCCAUUGAUACGAUCACGCAGCAUACAUGUGAUGUCAGUUUAGACAUUUCUAUACGUGUGCUGUGGCUAAAAACUCGAUAUAUAUAUGCAACACAAUGCGAGUUAUUUUCUGAUUUUGCACUCAAGCUUCACGAGGAACUAAUGAUGUCCAUAUUCAACAAGAUUGAGGCUGAACGAGGCACUGCAACUGUUCGAUUGUCAAAUAGGGGAUCCAUUCGACAAAUUUCUCCAUUGAUUUUUCAGUCUUUAAUGGAUUUUAUUGAAGCGUUCAAACUUUUUGAAAGUGUAAAGGAGCAUUUUAAAGAAGAUCGUCACAGCCAAGUCAUUGAGAUAUUACUUUCUAUUCUUUUUCCAAAUUUUUCAUACGUGAUACAAACUAUUCCCAAGAUCCCUCAAUCAGUAUGUGAAGCUGCACGUAAACUGAUUUCUUCAAAGGCAGCACCAUGGAGCCAACUUGAAUGCCUUGAGGCUUUGCAAAAGUCAAUUGUUGGCUCGGAUGAAUCACAACUACUAUUUAAUAUACUUCCUGAACUUCUUCAUGGAUAUAUUCUUGCAGUAAUAUCAUCUGAUGAGGCAAAUGAGCUGAUUACUACAAAGGUUCUCAAAACACUUGAAUCAUUGUCAAUGCUAGUGCAAAAUACAGUGGAUGCCAUUGUUGAGCAGCCUCAUCUUUCAAAAGACAGAGUAGUUCAGAUUAUUGCAUUGUCAAACAGUGUUGCUCCUCUUUCAGAACUAAUGGCAAGAGUGUCGUGGCUUCUUAUGGUGGCCGUUUCAGAGGAUGAUGCCGGAUCUGGACUAUUGAAGCGAGGAGGAGAUGCUCGUGAUUGGGUUGGAGGAAUUGUGAGCUGGAGUUGGGUGUUUUUUCUAAGCCAAAUCCAACUUCAAAAACAUAUAUUUUAUAAUACUGCUGAAUGGGGUGCAUUUUUUCCUGAACAUCCGCCACUAGCUGAACCCAGUACGGAAUCCAAUGACACAUGCAAUAGUAUGCGUGAAUCUGACAGAUCCAAGCCUUCAACUAGUGAUAUGCAAGUAGCUAGUAUCAGUAACGACAAAGAAACUAUUGACAGCGAUAAUGACAGUAGUAUUUCUUCUGAUAGUCAAUGUACAAACCCUCGUGACCAUUUUCAAAGUAAUAUUGUCAAAAUGAUGAGCUGGAUCCAUAAUCAGCUUGCAGAAAUACUCAUAUGUGCUUCAUAUCAAGGCGUGUAUCUCAAGUAUAUGAUAAAUAUCCUUUCAAAAUUUGAAUAUGCUGUAUAUUCCACGCAUAUCAACCAGUGCUACGCAUGUUUAUACAAUGUCACAAUCAAACUGGAUCGUCAAACACUAUAUGAACACGAGUCGCCCAUAUUACCAUUUAGUGAACAGCCAGCCAUAGAGAUGUUUAGGCUUUUUUCACCAUAUAUUUUAGACAAACUAUCAAAAGGGAUACAUCGGGCCAUUACAAAUGAUAUGCGUGUUUGGUUUGAGCAGGUCGCUGGUGUACUAGAAAGUAUUCCUAUACGAAACAAUGUACACCGGGCUUUAAAUUAUAUUGGAGGUGCCAUUGUUUGGGCACAAUACAAUGCAAGAUCGGCAAGCUCACUUAAAGGUCAAGAGGCGUGUGAUGAAUUGGAAUUUGCAAUAUCAUUUUUUCUGAAACACUUGUCAAUACUUCCAGAAGAUACAAAUUCAUGGAUCAUUCUUGGCCAAUGUCAGAGUGCCUUGGCUGACGAGCUUUUGAGUUGGAGUGCGGUUAAAAUUGUUGAAAGCAAAACCAUAAUUUCUCAACAUCAACGACGGGCAUUUAAUAGUUUAAUGCGGGCAUGCAAGCUUGUUCAAUUUUCUGGGAAAAGCAAACUACCUCCUGUUGACCUUCAACUGGCUUUGUGGAAAUGUUUAGGCUACCUUGCGUUUUCAAUUGUAUCCAAGCCAAUGCAUGGCAUUGCACUACAACCUGAUUUAUAUCGAGUCAAAAAGUUGUGGAAAGCAAGAUCGCUUAAUAUAUUAUCUCCGACUGGUUGUGCGAUUUUAAACACUCGUCUUCCUGAAGAAAAGAAUGCUGAAAAUUAUACAGUCCAACGACUACAUUUGUUGGGUGUAUCUAUAUUUAGUUUAAAAAAAGCACUAACCUUGGAUUCGUCCGAUUGGCGAUCAUUUUACAAUAUUGCCACCGCUUAUGUAAAACUUGGAAAUGCAACAAAGGCCAUUGAUGCACUCAUUUCUGCAAUAUCCUUGUGUGUAGCAGAUGGGCGAUCCAAAGACUCGGAUCGUGUAUUAGAGCCAAUCAUUAAACUUAUUGAUGUUUUGUCAGUUACAUAUUUUGCCAAAAAAAUCAAUGCAAUGAUUGAUGAUCCAUUUAAUGCACUAUUGGCUGCACUGGGUGUUAUCAAGACAAUUGAUAAAAAAAAGUGGCACCACAAGCCUGUCUAUCGGCAAGCAUGGAUCCACUUUCACGUUUACCAAAAUCCUGCUAAUGCCAAAACGGAGCUUUUGCAGUUAUUUCAAUUUCGCACAAACUCGAUAUCGAUGAAGACCAUUUGGAAAACCGAGUUUGAGAGACCUGGCAAAUUCUUUGUAUACAUUCACAAAUAUGCAAUGUUUCUUAUUACACUAUCUGCAGCCACGUUUGACACAUUGAUACUGAGACAGCUGUACAGACGAAUAUCCAAAAUUGAUGAUAUCUGCCUGGACCAGAAUCAGCUUUUGAUUGAGAUUAGACAAGCGUUUUGCAAGAUGGCUCUAGCAGAUCUUCCAGACAGUCAAACAGUAUUUCGAAUGUGUAAAUUUGUUCAACAGGGACAAUUUCGAUCUAUAGUUGAAAAGGCAGAGCAGAAUAUGUUUAUUAAUUUUAAUGCAGAGAUUGAGUCGCCUGCAGUGAGAUUGCAUUUUGCAGCGGAGCUAAAGCGGGAUAAGCUUUCUGGCACAUCUGUAUCGGAAGCGCUACUUGAACAAGUCAUUAUAGGAAUAUACACCAAGUUAUGCUGGCCAGUGAUUACAGCGGAAGUUUCAGCAGAUAACUGGGACUUUAAUGCGGAUGUAAUGGAUUCGAUUUCAACCACCAACGCGAUCGAUAUGGCCGUCAAUCAUAACAUUGUCUUACAACGAGCCUUGAUUGUAUCAAAACAGUCAUGA